GGAUCAACCUCAAAGAUCCAUCUGAAGACGCAGUGGGUCGCCCAGGAAAUCCCUUGACAGUUGAAUAUUUUGACUACUCUAGUUCUUAGUUUUGAUGUUAUUUCGUUUUUUUUGUCUUGUUUUAUUUUCAAUUAGAACGUUACAGACGAACAUCUCUUCAAUAGGCUUCCGGUAGAAGCUUUUUCGGGGCUAUUAGUUAGGCUACUUACAGUUGUAUCGACUGGUCUCCAGAAGUGAAGAUAAAGGAAACGGAAAAGGAAAGUGUGAGGAGACGGAAGGCAAUACAUACCUUGUACAAAACAACGACCUGUAGGAUUUAAACAAAAAAUAUAUGUGUUCAUGUUAAUCCUAUCAAACAGAAAAUAGAAGUCUUCAGUCUAACAAAUAUGAAAUGACAUGCAUUUCAAAGCCAGCGCAGACUUAAACUGCUCUCGAAUUGGAUUUGUAGUUGACACGUUUUUUUUAUAUAUCUCGUUGUAGUUUAUAUUUUUGUAUCAUUAUUUUAUUCCCAUAUAUGCGGAAUAAAAUAUCUUGCAAUGUGCGGAUUAAAAUAGUUGGUUUUGAUGGAACAAAGAUACUUGCUAUGUUUAUUUGAGACAAUAAAAUAGAUAUAAUUACGACCAAAAAUAAAGUUUCAGCAAUAUAUCUAGUAGGCCUACUUGUGUCCUUCGGUAAUUGUAAUGCAAAGUUGAUGUGACAUAUAGGCUACACAAGCACUCUUGAUGUAUAGGCAUUACAUGCAUUGAAGACAAAAGCAGAGACACCUGCCACUUUGUCCGGGACUUCGCGAGCUUCGAUUCAGACACUGUUUUCUCCACAGGCUACACCAAAAAACAAUAACGGUCAAGUGACAGAACCUGAACAGAGAUCUUUUUUUCCGGUUGCGAAAUGUUGUUCUCCAAAGUGGACUAUAGCAAAGUUUCGGUCAGCAAACUACAGUGAGCUAUAUGAAGAUCGAGACACAGAUUUUCCCUCGCAGAAAUGCCAGUGCGAAUGCCAGUGCGAACCACAAGGUUCAUGUACAAGGGAAAUUGCACUAUUCCAGAUAUCCUAUCAUACCGGACCCCCAUUAACCUGCCCGAGGAUGAGGUGGAAGAGAUCCGUGAGGCCUUCAAGGUGUUUGACCGAGAUGGAAACGGAUAUAUCUCAAAGCAGGAGUUGGGGGUGGCUAUGCGGUCACUGGGAUACAUGCCCAAUGAGGUGGAGCUGGAGAUUAUUAUCCAAAGGCUGGACAUGGAUGGUGAUGGCCAGGUUGACUUCGAGGAAUUUGUUGCACUGCUUGGACCUAAACUUAUUGCUGCUGGGAUGCCUGAUAAGUUCCAUGGGGCGGACUUUGACUCAGUAUUUUGGAAGUGUGACAUGUCGAAGCUGACAGUGGAUGAGCUGAAGAGGCUACUGUAUGACACCUUCUGUGACCACCUCACCAUGAAAGACAUUGAGAACAUCAUCAUGACCGAAGAGAGCCACCUGGACAGUCAAGCGUGCCAAGUGGACAUUGACACCAGCCCAACACAACAGAAGCACACAUGUGUGCGGAAGAGCCUGAUUUGUGCCUUCGCCUUUGCAUUUAUCAUCAGCGUAAUGCUUAUUGCAGCUAACCAGAUGCUUCGUAGAGGUAUGAAGUAGAAAGCCCCGUCCUCCACUACCAGAAGGGUUGUUUCCUUUGUUAUCCUUUCACACUCAACCCAGUGACUAAGCAUAGACAAAUUGAACUGAUAGAUAGGAACCAAAAUAACAUGUCAUUUUUUUCAGAGACAUAUAUUUAAUGACCAUUCUGUCCUGAGAUCCAUUUAGAGCCAAAACACAGACUGAACACCCUGAUACCAAAACUGUCAACUGAACUAAUGGACAGAGGCCAGGAACCUGAGGAACAAAAUGUCUUGUUUGCCCUUCACCAUUAGUUUCAGAUGUUCUGAAGGUUACCACCAAACACACUGUAUCAUACACAAAAAGAAAGAACAAAUACUAAGCAAUUAUACAAUCUCUUUGAUUCGACUCACCAUAAUGUUGCCCUAUACCAUUCACAAGGUAAUUUAUUAGCCUUCUAUUUCCUAUGAGAUAAAUGAGUAAAGCUGCAGUGUCUGUGCUCUAUUGCUAACCAUGUUGUCUGAAACAUAUCGACAUUACUAGUGUAUAUCACGUAGCAUUACAGCCUGCCCUUGCAAAGCACGUAGCCAACGGCAUUUUUUCCCCUACAUACAUUUGUAUUCAACAGCACAUAAAGAACAUGCACAGUACAUACACAACAUAACUCUGCAGUACCAACGGCAGUUUCUAAAGAAAGUAUCCUACCUGUUGCAGAGAAGGAAUUUAGAGAUGUGGAGAUAUCAUUUGGGGAAUUUAGAGAUGUGGAGAUAUCAUUUGGG
Molecule: messenger RNA, 2366 nt
Organism: Oncorhynchus nerka (sockeye salmon)
Lineage: Eukaryota; Metazoa; Chordata; Actinopteri; Salmoniformes; Salmonidae
Product: calcium-binding protein 7-like
Exons: 5
Coding region: 982-1626 (214 amino acids)
Cellular component (GO): trans-Golgi network membrane
Molecular function (GO): calcium ion binding
Source: RefSeq, a predicted model, not a curated record